UCUCUGCUCGGCUACCCAGGACGAUAGCAAACACAACUCUUGCCCAUUAAUGAUGGAUAACAACCCAGAGGAAUGUUCAGCGUGUUUUAACAAUUAUGACGACAAUCAGCUACGGCCUCGCACACUGCCUUGCGGACACACAUUCUGCUCCCGGUGUAUUAACAAUGGUAUCAAGAAUGGUCAGCUGUCCUGCCCCAGCUGCCAUGCCCAGCAUGCUGCCACAGCUGCUACUCGGUUUCCAAUUAAUUAUGCUGUGGAGGCCCUUAUCAGAAAACUAAAAGGUAUCGAGGUUGUACCAGAGAAAACGUUAUCAGCAAAACCCAUUAAAGCUCCUGCAAGAGGAAUCAGCAAGAAGUUACGCUCCCUGGUGCAGGAGCAGAAGAGCAUCAUCAGCAUCCUCAUUACUAGCUGUGAAGAGGUACUGUCCCAGCUGUGGGAGUACCGGGGGCAGCUGGGGGACUGGAAGACUCACCACCUGCAGCUCCAGGACAGACUCUAUGCUCUGGUAGAGCAGAACAAAUCAGCAAUGAAGCUCUUGGAACUGGAGGAUACCAGUGUGGUGGAUAUGACAACACAAGGAAAGGAAGGGAAGACUCAGCUGCAGGCCAUGUUGGGGAGCCUCAACACAGUCAACACAGCACAGGAAGUAUUCAUGACCAUCAAUGAAGUUGACCAAGGCAACAUGGAGGUAGAAAAUUGGCUCAGGAAGUGCCAGGAACUCUUCCCAAAUGUCAAGACUGUCCACACCUCAGUGAAGGUGCAGGAGACCAUCAGGGAGGCCCUGGAGAUGAUGACCACAGAGACAGGUGCCACAGUUGACCCCAUACACCUGGGAGACUCAGCCUCCAGCAUCAUGAAUAAAGUUCAGGAAAUCACUGGAGAGAUCCCCCCAAAAGCAAUUAACAGUUGAGGACCUCCGCAGGAUGAGGGAGCCCGUCAAGAGGCUGGUGGAGGCUGGCCGGGUGUU
Molecule: messenger RNA, 967 nt
Organism: Procambarus clarkii (red swamp crayfish)
Lineage: Eukaryota; Metazoa; Arthropoda; Malacostraca; Decapoda; Cambaridae
Source: RefSeq, a predicted model, not a curated record